AUGAACUCAUCAAACAGAAUCAUGUCCGGAAUGAAAAAUAAUCAAAUAUUGGAAAAGGAUAUCCAUCAAAAAUAUGGUAUGAACAUGAUAAUGCGAGAAGUUCUGAUCAAGGUCAUGCAGUCUUCCCAACACUUUGUGGACAUUCUAAAUUACAAGUUCGAUGAAGUCCUUUUGAUCAUGGAUGAAACUCUUGACACUCUCACAGCUCAGGCUCCGACUGUUGAUGCCUAUGACAAGAUCUAUAAGCAAAUCAAUCUGAGCUUCCAACGAGUAUUUGAAAAGAUUGAUGAAUUGAAGCUUAAUGCAUUGCUUGCAUCGAAAGCAUGCAAGAGGGGAAGAAAGGAUGUUUCAAAAGAAACCAAGCUCAGAAUUUCAACUUUGAGAUGA
This is a messenger RNA of Lactuca saligna, 387 nucleotides long. NCBI's taxonomy places the organism in Eukaryota, Viridiplantae, Streptophyta, Magnoliopsida, Asterales, Asteraceae. The record is from the annotation of a GenBank genome assembly.